UUCAAUGGCUGUCGUUACGAGAAGGUAUGUACUGGGAAGCUCUUGCUACUGGAACUGUUCCCGUCUUAGAUUCGAUACAUUUGAUUGUUGCAAAAUGUCACUACUAGCAAGAUUAACAUCCAACUUCGAAACAAUUGGUCGCCGAACUAUUUGGACCUCAUUUAAAACCCGACGAAUUCGUCCGAUCUUCACCCCAACCAAACGACUGAAAUUUAUUCAGAGCGAGUUGAAUAGUUUCACAAGUGUAUUAGAAGCAAAACAGUCACAGACAACCGGAAACACUUGGCAAUCGAUCUUCUUCAGAAUGUCGAUCUCAACCGAAUCACAGAAUGCAGUUAAAGCCAUCACGAAUACUUUGAAAGACAAGAAGUUAGUCCUGUUUCUGGACUACGACGGGACCCUGGCCGAUUUAACUACGAAUCCAGAUGAGACGUUCAUGACAGAGGCCAUGAAGAGUGUCCUCACAGACGUGAGUUUUCUGGAUGACGUCACCGUAGUGGCCAUUAGUGGACGGAAGACGGAGGAUGUGCAGAGUAGGAUUGGACUGAGUAAUAUCAUGUACUGUGGCAAUUUUGGCCUCGAAAUGUGUCUGACUGGAAAUGGAAUGACGUACAAUGUCAACGCAGAGGAACUCAGCAAUCUUCGGAGUGGUAUCGCCAGCAUCAUCCGAGAUCUGAAGGAGGCGAAGUUGGGGAAGGAGUGUGGGGGGAAUAUAGAGGACAAGGACACUGCUAUGACCUGGCACUUCUUCCACGUGCCCCCAAGUGAGGAGGCGGCGUUGGUGGAGAAGGCGAGUGAGAUCGUGAGGAAAAACGGAUUCCCCGUUCUAGAAGGACACGGAUGCAUUGAGGUGAGACAUCCGCAUAUCACCAAAGGAGACGCCAUGAAAAAGAUACUCAACGAGCACGUCUCGCCCAUCUGGCACGAGACUCACUCGGUCAUUUUCAUCGGCGACAGCUCCUCCGACGAAAUGGGAUUCGCCACAUUGCUCGACGACAAACACUUCCCCAGCGACUGUGUCACCUUCAUCAAGAUACAAUCCGAUAGUACACUGCCAACUAAUGGAAAAUACAUAUUCUCCGGCUGCGAUGACGUUUUUGCACUACUCAAUGCGGUCAAAGACCACUACUCGAAACAAAAUACUCAAUGAGCAACAAACUAUUUAUUUAAGAGGAACAAAUUUAUUUUACAAAGUAUUUUUUAUAGUUUCUUGUAUGAUAGUUUUUCAUGGAGACAUUUGUUUGCCACAAAAGAAAGAUUCGCAGUAAGUUGCCUAAAUUUAGCAUAGUUAGUAUCA
Messenger RNA from Symsagittifera roscoffensis, 1297 nucleotides. RefSeq lists its product as uncharacterized. The record is from RefSeq and is a predicted model, not a curated record. NCBI's taxonomy places the organism in Eukaryota, Metazoa, Xenacoelomorpha, Acoela, Convolutidae. The transcript has 5 exons. Gene Ontology annotation, biological process: trehalose biosynthetic process. Gene Ontology annotation, molecular function: trehalose-phosphatase activity. The coding region runs from base 5 to 1150 and encodes 381 amino acids.